CAAGCAAAUAGAAUCUAAAGUAAAGCUAUACCUUCGUCUUCAUCAACCCAAACCACAUCAUAAUCUUUACAAAAACCAAAAUCUAACACAAACCCAUUUCAGAUCUCACCUCAAUCUCAAAUGGGUAUUUGUUGGUCUUUCCUAAAACCUCAUCGAAGCCAUGAUAUCCCGAUUUCAUCACCUUCACCCCCUCAUCACCAUCUUCCUCCUGCAGAUGAUCAUCAUAACCAUUUCAUCCCUGAUCAAGAAAGAACAUACUAUCCGAUCCCCAGUAAGUUCGACCCACAGAAAACCAUCAAAAACCAUGAAGAAGGGUCUAUUCUAGGAAAGGAGUACGUCGAUCUAAAGAAAGUUUACUAUAUCGGGAAAGAAUUAGGGAGAGGACAGUUUGGUAUCACGUAUCUUUGCACUGAAAAGGCCUCAGGUAAGAAGUUUGCAUGCAAAUCGAUAUCAAAGAAGAAGCUUGUUACAAAGAAGGAUAUGGAUGAUGUAAGGAGGGAGAUUAUGAUGCUGCAACAUCUGACUGGGCAACCAAAUAUUGUGGAGUUUAGAGGGGCGUAUGAAGAUGAAAGUAGUGUGCAUUUGGUUAUGGAGUUGUGUAAUGGUGGUGAGCUUUUUGAUAGGAUAACAAAAAAAGGUAGUUAUUCUGAGAAAGAAGCAGCCAAGAUUGGGAGACAGAUUGUGAAUGUGGUGCAUGUUUGUCAUUUCAUGGGGGUUAUGCAUCGAGAUUUGAAGCCUGAAAAUUUCUUGAUGGUUAGUCAAGAUGAAGAUUCGCCAUUGAAGGCUACUGAUUUUGGGCUUUCUGUCUUCAUUGAAGAAGGGACGAUUUAUAAAGAAAUUGUAGGAAGUGCAUAUUAUGUGGCACCAGAGGUGUUACGACGUCGUUAUGGAAAGGAGGUAGACGUGUGGAGUGCUGGUGUCAUUUUGUACAUUCUUCUUAGCGGCGUCCCUCCUUUUUGGGGAGAGAGUGAAAAGGUAAUAUUUGAAGAAAUAUUAGAAGGUAAACUCGACCUUCAAAGCCCUCCAUGGCCAUCUAUAUCUGAGGGUGCGAAAGAUUUAAUAUCAAAAAUGUUGACCAGAAAUCCUAAAAAACGUAUCAGCGCACAUACAGCCCUUGAACACCCAUGGCUCAAGGAAAAUGGUGAUGCAUCAGAACAACCAAUAGAUAGUGCUGUUUUGAUUAGAAUGAAGCAGUUCAGAGCCAUGAACAAGUUGAAGAAGCUAGCAUUAAAGGUUAUUGCGGAAAACCUAGAAUCAACAGAAGAGAUAAAGGGAUUGAAACAGAUGUUCAAUAACAUGGACACUGACAGAAGUGGGACCAUAACAUAUGAAGAACUUAAAACCGGAUUAACGAAGCUUGGAUCAAGUCUCGCUGAGGCAGAGAUACAACAACUCAUGGAAGCUGCUGAUGUUGAUAAGAAUGGAACGAUUGAUUAUUUGGAGUUUGUGGCUGCAACGAUGCAUCGACAUAAACUUGAUAGGGAAGAGAAUUUGAAAAAAACCUUUCAAUUUUUUGACAAGGAUAAUAGCGGAUAUAUCACUAGAGAUGAGUUGAAACAUGCCAUGACAGAUUAUGGAAUGGGAGAUGAAGCAACCAUUGAUGAAGUCCUUGAUGACGUGGACACCGAUAAGGAUGGGAAGAUCAACUAUGAUGAGUUUGUGACAAUGAUGAGGAAGGGAACAGUUGAAACAGGUGAAAAUAGCAAAAUAAAAGAACUUGGCCUCUAGUGUUUGUUUGUUGAGGUUGAGUGAAAUGUUGUGUGGUAAAUAAAUAGCCAAGGGUA
Molecule: messenger RNA, 1784 nt
Organism: Lactuca virosa
Lineage: Eukaryota; Viridiplantae; Streptophyta; Magnoliopsida; Asterales; Asteraceae
Source: the annotation of a GenBank genome assembly